Myotis davidii is the source of this 1953-nucleotide messenger RNA. It is a transcript of the gene NR1H2, whose product is annotated as nuclear receptor subfamily 1 group H member 2. Bases 273 to 1514 code for a protein of 413 amino acids. The transcript is spliced from 10 exons. The record is from RefSeq and is a predicted model, not a curated record. Gene Ontology annotation, biological process: lipid metabolic process; negative regulation of transcription by RNA polymerase II; positive regulation of transcription by RNA polymerase II. Gene Ontology annotation, molecular function: RNA polymerase II cis-regulatory region sequence-specific DNA binding; zinc ion binding; nuclear receptor activity. Lineage: Eukaryota; Metazoa; Chordata; Mammalia; Chiroptera; Vespertilionidae.
CUCCCCUUGCCGGAAGUGAUGCACAGUGGGGUUGCCGGAAGAAGUGGCGAAGUUACUUUUGAGAAGACCGGAGCGGCGGUGGCGUACAGGGGACACAGAAGAGGAGAAAGAGAAGCAGACUCGCGUCGCCCCCGGCUGUUUCCAGGGCAACAGGAGCAGGAGACCCCGCGAGAGACCGCCCACGAGACCCUCGCGCGCAGCCAUGAGCCCCGCCCCCCACUGGUGUUUGGAGAGGGGCGGGACCUGGAGAGAGGCUGCUCCGUGACCCCACCAUGUCCACCCCGACCUCGAGUGCCCAGAAUACCCCCUUGCCUGGAAAUGUCCCCCCUCAGCCCAGCGUCCCCUCUUCGAAACCCGUGGUAAAGGAGGAGCGUCCUGAGCCGUGGCCUGGGGGCCCGGACCCCGAUGUCCCAGGCAGUGAUGGGGUCGGCUCAGCCUGCAGCGUGGUCAUCCCAGACCCCACGGAGGAGCCAGAGCGCAAGCGCAAGAAGGGCCCGGCCCCGAAGAUGCUGGGCCACGAGCUGUGCCGCGUGUGCGGGGACAAGGCCUCCGGCUUCCACUACAACGUGCUCAGCUGCGAAGGCUGCAAGGGCUUCUUCCGGCGCAGUGUGGUCCGAGGCGGGGCUGGGCGCUAUGCCUGCCGGGGCGGCGGAACCUGCCAGAUGGACGCCUUCAUGCGCCGCAAGUGCCAGCAGUGCCGCCUGCGCAAGUGCAAGGAGCCGGGAGGGUCCGACGGGGGCGGCCAGGGCUCCGGGGAAGGCGAGGGCGUCCAGUUAACAGCCGCUCAGGAACUGAUGAUCCAGCAGUUGGUGGCGGCCCAGCUGCAGUGCAACAAGCGUUCCUUCUCCGACCAGCCCAAAGUCACGGUACUGCCCCUUGCGCAGCCUCUGGGCGCAGACCCCCAGUCCCGCGAUGCCCGCCAGCAGCGUUUCGCCCACUUCACGGAGCUGGCCAUCAUCUCAGUCCAGGAGAUCGUGGACUUUGCCAAGCAGGUGCCCGGCUUCCUGCAGCUGGGCCGUGAGGACCAGAUCGCCCUCCUGAAGGCUUCUACCAUUGAGAUCAUGCUGCUGGAGACGGCCAGACGCUACAACCAUGAGACGGAGUGUAUCACUUUCCUGAAGGACUUCACCUACAGCAAGGACGACUUCCAUCGCGCAGGCCUGCAGGUGGAGUUCAUCAACCCCAUCUUCGAGUUCUCCCGGGCCAUGCGGCGGCUGGGCCUGGACGAUGCCGAGUACGCCCUCCUCAUUGCCAUCAACAUCUUCUCCGCCGACCGCCCCAACGUGCAGGAGCCCAGCCGCGUGGAGGCUCUGCAGCAGCCCUACGUGGAGGCGCUGCUCUCCUACACGCGCAUCAAGAGGCCGCAGGACCAGCUGCGCUUCCCCCGCAUGCUGAUGAAGCUGGUGAGCCUGCGCACGCUCAGCUCCGUGCACUCGGAGCAGGUCUUCGCCCUGCGGCUCCAGGACAAGAAGCUGCCGCCUCUGCUGUCCGAGAUCUGGGACGUCCACGAGUGAGGGUCCAGCAGCCCUGCCUGCAGCCCUGCACCUUCCAACGAAUGGACGUGGCCGCGCCUUCCUCCUGGGGGGGGGAAGGAGCCGAGCCGGGGGGGCCCACCUUGUGGCUUGGAGCACAGGCCCUGGCCCAGCCAGCCCUCAGCCCUCAGGAUAAGCCCCAGUCAGGGUCCAGGAGGCUCCCUCCCUGCCCACUGAGUCUUCCUGGGAGGUGUGGAUGGGUCGCAGGCCCUGACCUCUGAUCUCUCCAAGCACUUCCAGCUGCUGUCCCCGCCCAGCUUACACUCAAGCCCACUGCGCAGUGCACCUUGAACAGAGGGAGGGGCGGCCCGCGGCUCUCCCACAGCCCGAGAGACCGCAGGUCCCCUCUCCUCCUGCUUUUAUUUAAUAAAAACUAAAAGAAAAACCACACAAAAAAAAUGGGAAAAUAAAAUAUGAAUAG